AUGCUACAGGCUCUUACCAAGCCAGACCGGUCGCCGUGGGUCAAUUGGCCCUUCCAAUCCUCUCUCAUUCAGCAAGAAGUGAAGGUGAUCAACAAGCUGAAGGGGACGCUCCAACUCGCCUUGUUCGCUCACCAGACUCGUGUUGUUACCCGACUCUGCCAGAAGUUCGAAGAUCUGCAGGGAACGUCCAGUCGGGCGGACAUUCUCUCGUGGCUCAAGACCAGCGAUCCCGAGCAGAACCACAAGGUGGCUCGAGCCAAACACGAGCCGUAUACGUCCACGUGGCUCUUUCGGGCUGAGGAGUUCACGAGCUGGGCCGACAGGCCUGGCGAGUCUCUCUGGCUGCACGGGAUUCCCGGCGCCGGCAAGACGGUUCUCUGCUCUGCCAUCAUCGAACACGUUCGUCUGGAGUGGGACCACGAACCGGCCGUCAAGGUCGCCUACUUCUACUUCGAUUUCUCGGAUCUGAAGAAACAGAGCGUGGCGGCAUUCCUCAGAUCUGUCGUCCACCAGCUCACCUCCUCCGACCCGACCGUCUCCGACUAUGUCGCUGCGCUCAGAAGAGAGCCUGACAUCGAGGCUGAGUUGCUGCCGUCCAUGUCUCACACGGUCGGGAUCCAUACCUCGGCAGUCGACGCAGACGUGAGAGUCUACGUCAUCAAUUCCAUUUCUCGGGACUCUCAGCUCUCUAGAUGGAAGCCGGCUGUUCAAGACAAGGUGUUGGAUGCUAUUGAAAAAGGUUCCAAUGGCAUGUUCCGAUGGGCCGUGUGCCAGCUCGACGCGAUGAGAAAGUGUCUGACACCCGCGAUGGUCCACGCUGAGCUGAGCCGUAUGCCCGAGACGCUCGAUCAGACCUACGAUCGGAUACUCCAACAAGUCCCAAAACAUCACCAGCCUUUCGUCCAGUCGGCCCUGCACUGGCUGGCCUUUUCCGCCCGGCCGCUCCAAAUCCAGGAGCUUGCAGAGGCUGCGGUACUUCAGCCAGACGGCGAUGGUUUCGACGUGGAACACGCUCGGUUCUUUGAUCACAACAUGAUCGUCGAGCUCUGCGGCUCUCUUGUCACCACUUCCACCAUUGAUCACCGUACUAGCCGCACCUUCACCGUCGUCUCCCUCAGUCACUCCUCCGUCAAGGAGUACCUGGUCUCUCCGAGGCUGGGAACGGGGGCGCUGGCCAACUACCAAACCUCUGAAGGGCUAGCAAACGCCGCUCUGGCUAGGAACCCGAGUUCGACGAACGCCGGCGCCAACAUCAACGAGCUGCAGGACUCGGACGGGACGGCGCUGUACGCUGCCUCGUUCAGGGGCUCGGUGCCCUUGGUGGAGCUGCUCCUCCGCAAGGGCGCUGAUGUGAACAAGGGCGGCCGCGGUGAGUUCGGCUACCCCAUCAGCGUCGCGGCUAGAGCGGGCCAUGUCCAGGUGGUGCGCGUCUUGACGAAGGCCGGGGCCGAAGUCAACGUCUCGGGCGGCGACGAAGGGAUCACGGCGCUGGAGGCCGCCGUCGAGAGCAGGGAUAUGGCGACGUUCCGUGCGGUCCUGGAAGCUGGAGCGGACCCGAACAGACAAGGUAAGGCUCAGUCGAACGCUGUUGCUUCGACCAUAUAUGGAGGCUAUGACUAUUAUUUUGUGGACCUGCUCGUCCAUUUCAACGCAGACAUAAACUACGCCCCUGACAAAAUUUGCAAUGCGCUUACAGACGCAUGUCUGAAGAGUGACAUGGACAUGGUCAAGUUUCUUCUCGAGAAAGAAGCAGACCCGGACGCGCUGUGCCAAGAGCGCGUCAGCCCUCUCAGCGCCGCGGCGAGCACAAAGGGAAAUGUCGAGCUGGUCGAGCUGCUACUGAAGCACGGCGCGGACCUUCACACUGCGGGCGAAUACACGUUCCACGAGGCCGCGCUUCACGGGGCCGUCCUGGACCUUGUCGUCUGGCUGCUGGACCAAGGCGCGGAUCCCAGCUACCGCGGCGGUGACUAUGGAUGCCCGUUGACGGCGGCAGUCAGCAACAUGCACGGCGCAGUCUCGGCGGCCAAAACCCUCCUCGCGGCCGGCGCAGACCCCAACCUCGACGGCGGCGAGCUGCCCUCGGCGCUGCAGGCUGCCGCGCGCUUCUGUCCCGCCAUGGUGCAGCCGCUGCUCGACGCCGGCGCCGACGCUCGCGCUGUCUCGGCCGAGGGGCCCUUCGGCACGGCGCUCCACGUGGCCGCGUACGAGCACCACGACGAGGCCAUCGCGGCGCUGCUGGCCGCGGGGGCCGACGUGAGCGAUGGCGGCGGCUCCAAGUACGGCUCGCCGCUGCACGUGUCGGCCCAGCUGGAGAUGGCGGCCAGCGAGUGGUCGGCCGGCCGCGAGAGCCUGCGCUGCCUGAAGAUGCUGGUCGCGGCCACGGGGCUCGAUGUCCGUGCCGCUGUGACCGCCCAGGGGGGCAAGUACGGAACCAUAGCGCAGAUGGCGGCCAAGAGCGGCAACAUCGAGGUCCUCAAGUGGCUCGUCGAGGACGUCGGGCUCACCAAGAAGGACAUCGUUGGCGUCAAGGGCGGGCGGUUCGGCAGCGUGCGGGCAGCGGCAGUGAAGAAGGGGCAGUGGGGCGUGGUGGCAUAUCUCGAGAAGAAGUUUGGACGGUUCGCUUGGGAGGGGAAAUAUUAG
Molecule: messenger RNA, 2643 nt
Organism: Ilyonectria robusta
Lineage: Eukaryota; Fungi; Ascomycota; Sordariomycetes; Hypocreales; Nectriaceae
Product: ankyrin repeat-containing domain protein
Exons: 9
Coding region: 1-2643 (880 amino acids)
Molecular function (GO): protein binding
Source: RefSeq, a predicted model, not a curated record